GUCGUUAAUAGAAUUGAAAUAAAUCGUCCUUGUGGUACGAUAUAUGCACAAAAUAUUCCGCUUCUGUUUUCAAAAUCAAAGAUACAACAAAUUCCAGCAAAUGCAAAGAGAAAAAUAUACGAGAUUGUUUUGAAUGUCGUGCAUGGAUCAUACAACGCAACCAUAACUAUAUUUUUUAUACCAUUAAAUGCCAAAACUAAGAUGGACGAAAAAAAGUUCUUUGUCGGUGAUGAAUCACUCGAAAAGAUUAACACACCUUUAGAAAAUGACAAGAAGAGAACAAAGGACGAUAGAGAUGUCGAUGGAAAAUUUGAAAGGAACUCGCAUAGAAAAAAAAAAACACCAAAUCACCCACACCUUUGU
This is a messenger RNA of Striga asiatica, 363 nucleotides long. Lineage: Eukaryota; Viridiplantae; Streptophyta; Magnoliopsida; Lamiales; Orobanchaceae. The record is from the annotation of a GenBank genome assembly.